CACCAACUCUCAUUAUAGAAGCUGAAUUAGAUGAUGGACAGUGACCUCAACGUGUUAGAAAAGGCCUGCAUGGAUGCUUGAUUAUAAGGUACCUAGAAUUGAACAAGCUGAUGAGGAAGAACUGACAUACUUUGCUCUAUUUUCAUAUUGUGAUCCUGUAGCUUUUAAAGAUGCCGUUCUAGAGUCCAAAUGGAAAAAGGCCAUGGAUGAAGAAAUUGCAGCCAUUGAAAGAAAUAAUUCUUGUGAGCUAAUUGAGCUUUCGAAAGGCAAGAAGACCAUUGGUGUUAAAUGGGUGUAUAAGACAAAGUUGAAAGAGAAUGAAGAAGUUGACAAGUACAAGGCACGCCUAGCUGCUAAAGGCUACAAGCAGGAGUUUAGGGUUGAUUAUCAAGAAGUCUUUUCUCCGGUUGCAAGGCAUGAUACAAUCAGAUUGGUGAUCUCCUUAGCAACACAGAACUCAUGGCCUGUUUUUCAACUUGAUGUAAAAUCAGCCUUCUUACAUGGAGACUUGGAUGAGUUUAGAAUGAAGGACGACAAUCCUGUCAACACACUAAUUGAUGCAGGAAUGAAGCUAGCUAGAAAUCCUGAAGGAAAGAAAGUCAACAGCACUUUGUAUAAGCAAAUGGUGGGAAGCUUGAUGUAUUUAACUGCUAUAAGACCAGAUAUCAUGCAUGUUGUGAGCCUUAUCAGCAGAUACAUGGAAAGUUCAAAGGAAAUGCAUCUCUUGGCAGCAAAAAUAAUUCUCAGGUACUUGAAAGGUACAGUUGAGUAUGGUUUAUUUUAUAAGAAUGGAGAAAAGUCAAACAUGUUUGGCUUCACAGAUAAUGAUUUUGCAAGGGCUCUUGAUGAUAGAAAAAGCACAUCUGGUUAUGUUUUUAUUAUGGGAACAGUAGCUAUUUCAUGGUCAUCAAGAAAGCAACCAACUAUGACUUUAUCAACAAUUGAAGUUGAAUUUGUAGCGGCAACAUCAUGUGCUUGCCAAGCAAUAUGGUUGCAGAGAAUUCUUGAAGAAUGUCAUUUCAAAUAGGAGGAACCACUUGUUAUUUUUUGUGACAACAACUCAACAAUUAAGUUGUCCAAGAAUCCUGUUCUUCAUGGAAGAUGCAGGCAUAUAGAUGUGAGGAAUUAUUUCUUGAGGGACCUUGUGAAAGAAGCGGUCAUUGAUCUUGUCUACUACAGAAGUGAAGACUAGAUUGUUGAUAUUUUUACCAAACCUCUCAAGUUGUCAACAUUUCAGAAACAAAGGAAGUUGCUCGGCGUUUGUGUGUUAGAGAAUUUAUUAAACUAAACUUUGAUACAAAGUUUAGUUUGAGGGUUUGUUGAAUAAGUCUUACAUUAUCUGUUUUUUAUUGUUCUAUUCUUUAGGAAUUUGUUAGGUAUGUGCAAUUGUGUUUCCCAUUUUUAGUAGUGCAUAUCUUAUUUGUAGUUUAGUGGUUUUAAUGGCUUAGUGGUGUUAUUUUAUUGUUUAAUUCAGUUGCAGUUUUGCAUUUUAUGUAUGAGUCAUUUUUCUAUUUGUUGAAUGAGAUAUUCAGGACCAUUUUUUCCUCUUCCAAUUGGCUUGAGUUUACUAUCUUUCAAUUCCUUUCACUUGCUUAAACUGUUUAUGCCCAGCAAGUGUUUGAUUUAAUUCCUCAAAGAAUAUUCAGCUUGAAGCUUUUUGUUCAACUCUGUUUUCUCUACAUGUUUCUCAUGCCUAUUUCCUUCAUCUUACUCCUUGGUAAAGUAUUUGUUAAGGACACGCAACGCCCUUCAUCAGAUCUAAGUCCAAUUUUCAUCUUCAUCAUCCUUUCUGAUUUUCCUUUUUUUUCUUCUCUCUCCUCCCUCCUUUUCUUCUUUGUUUUUCUCUUUUUGCUGAGAAGCCACCCAAAAGAACUUAAUCUAGAUUCAAAACCCACGUGGGUUCUUAAUAGAUUGAAUGCGAUUUG
Messenger RNA from Rubroshorea leprosula, 1925 nucleotides. Lineage: Eukaryota; Viridiplantae; Streptophyta; Magnoliopsida; Malvales; Dipterocarpaceae. The record is from the annotation of a GenBank genome assembly.